CUUCAACAAAAGGAAUCGUCUUAAAAUCCGAAAUCACAUUCACAACCAUGUAAAUUUCGAAUAAACUUUCGGUGCAAUGCGAAUGCCUUAGCGCUGGUUUUUUCAUUGUUUCCACUUGUUCUAUCUUUUGGGUGAGUUGGAGGCCACCAGGAGAACCAAGAAGUAUUUCAAAGUUCAACGACAACCAGUAGAAUCAGAAUCAGCAUGGCCUCCACGGACUCGCCGCGUGGUCGUUCCGAACAGCGGGAGGACCCCAGCUCCAGGUUCCGCAAGGCACGGUCCAUUUCUCGCCGGGUGACGGUGUCUUUGCUGGCGGUAGCGGGAAGCGGCUCUUUUUCGUCGAUGCCGGGGACGAGAAGUACUGGCGUGGUUCUCGUGGAGGCGAACAUCGUGGCGGGGAAAGAGCAUGAGCCGGAUCAUGAGAUCUACAACGACGCUCCGCCUCGGGACCGAGCGGACGUGAGGGACGAUGCGCCGGUCCUUGGGGCGGGAAUCGAAGGUGAGGACUCUCAGGACUUCCAGAUGACUGAACUGCUCAUGGACGAUGCGGAGUUCAGCGAUGUUGACGAGGAUGGGACAGCCGCGCAACUGAUGCAGGAAGGCGAAGCUCAGACGAGGACGACCACCAAGGUCCCCACACCGUACAGGUGCGCCGUUAACACAAUUGGUUUGUCUUCGACAUGCAUGUACAAGCGGUUGUGGUUUGGUGCUAAAUGGGAAGCCGCAGCUGACGACUGUUGCAAAUAUAAUAGUGCAAAAUCCAAAUGCAGUUGGACGGGAAGCAAAGGAUGCCCGAGGGAACCGGGCAUGGAAGGUUCUAUUUUUGAUUUUACUGAUGAACAACAUGAAGUGAUGAAAUGGAAGAUUUCCACAGGAAGCAGUAGAAAACUUACAACUACAUCGAGAACAAGGUGGCUGAUUUUCCCUGUUUGUGUGAUGCGACAUACAAAAUACGACAGCACAAAGGAAGGCGGACGAUGCCCACGAGGCGCGACUUCUUGUCGAUCCGGCGUUGCAGAGAGCAACUGGGGCGUCCGGGAGGAUUUGGAGGGAGCAACAAGCGAAUCGACUCAGGGAGGCUGCAGCUGCCGAGGAUGCGUUGGCUCAUGUAAAUCCGGCGUCACAUGGAGCAACUGGGGCGUCCGGGGAGAUUUGGAGGGAACAACAAGCGAAUCGACUCAGGCGGUCUGCAGCUUCCGCGAAUGCCGCGGAUGCGAAUGCCGCGGAUGCGUUGGCUCUUGUCGAUCCGGCGUCACAUGAAGCAACUGGGGUUUCCGGGGAGAUUUGGAGGGAGCGACAAAGGAGACGACUGCGCGACGGCGUUGCAUAAUUAGCCGCUGCACUGUUGAGAAGGAGAAGAGGAUAUUGAUACAACUGCAAUUCAUCGUCUGACCAUAUAUCGUCAUUAUUUGUUUCAUCCAUGCUGUGGUCGAGAAAAUUGAUCGUGUGCAUUUGAAUGAAACACUGCUAUUCGCCCCCCCGAGGGCGCUUCGUAACUCUCCUUUCCAACUUACUAUCUAGUAGCUGUUCAAUCGAUCAUCGUAUUUGUCAAGUGAGUUUCGCCUCCUGUCUCAUCAUUCUUGUUCCUUGUUAUCGUUACAAUGUGUAGUAUCCUUUGACUUUGUCGUUUCAGUGCAUGAUUGCGUUGCAGGGGCUUCAUCGCUCAGAGAAUUUCUUUCGUUGUCUCAGAGGCAAGACACGGAACAUCUUGGGUGACCGCUGCCAUUUGUUGACAUAGGUAACUGAAGGGUCGCUUUUUGGGGUGCAUGGAAUCGUCGUCGAUCAUUGCGCGUUUCCUUGCUAAUAUUUGUUGAGCACUGCUUUCACUGUACAUUCUGCUGGAAAAAACCGGUAAAAUUCAUUGAGCCGGCAUGUCCUCCUUUGCCAAGAAGUUGAAGUAGAAGUAGCUUGGUUUGGGCAAAUCCGAGAUGGGCACACGCAUCA
Amoebophrya sp. A120 is the source of this 1944-nucleotide messenger RNA. NCBI's taxonomy places the organism in Eukaryota, Dinophyceae, Syndiniales, Amoebophryaceae. The record is from the annotation of a GenBank genome assembly.